Messenger RNA from Ilex paraguariensis (yerba mate), 579 nucleotides. NCBI's taxonomy places the organism in Eukaryota, Viridiplantae, Streptophyta, Magnoliopsida, Aquifoliales, Aquifoliaceae. The record is from the annotation of a GenBank genome assembly.
AUGAACAUCAACAGUGCCCCCAAAGAGAUAAGAGUCAACAACAAUGCCAAAACACUCUCCACUAGCUCAAAACCUUCCAAAGACAUCCCAUUAAGUGGUGAGCAAAUGCAAGUAACCGAUUACUACUACAUAGAAUGGCCUUUGUUUCGCCCUAGAACGGUAGUCCAACUAGUCAGUGGUGGAAACGAAACAUGCCCACUUGAUGUGGGCCCACGUACACAAUUAGUCGGUGGCAUCCCAGCGAGGAUUUCGCCUGUGAACUCCGACGAUGGUGUGGUCCGUGAAUUCACUGAUCUCAACAUCAAAUUCGUUUGGGUACCACCAUGUGCUCAGUCUGGUGUGUGGAAUGUUCAGUACGAUGAAGAGUCUGAAGAAUAUUUUGUGAGAGUUGGUGGAGUAGAGGGAAACCCUGAUUGUGAAACCAUAACCAAUUGGUUUAAGAUUGAAAAACUUGGAGAUUACUACAAGCUCGUUUUCUGUCCAAGUGUCUGUAACAAUCAUUACUGCAACGCCAUUUGUAAAGAUGUUGGCCGUGAUUCCGAGGGUCGCUUCGACAGUGCAGUUGAGAAUUUGGGUUAG